UAAUGAUCGUAUUGAUUUAAAAUCUGAUAUUUAAAAUCAUAUGUAAAAGGUCUACUUUUGUGUAUCAUGAAAGAAAGUCAUGCAGAUUUGGAACGACGUGAGAGUGAAUUAACGAUGACAGCGAAUUCACAUUUUUGGGUGAACUAUCACAUGCAUUGCAUCUAAAUUACGACCUAUUUAACACGUCAGUCUGGUCUGAUUUAUCUUCUGGAUCUCAGAUGAUGGAUUCAGCGUCUCUUUAUCUACAUGCUUCAUGACGCCUCUCUGAGUACGUCUGUCCAGGUGGGCGGGGAUGAACCCUGAACCUGCCUUUUCAUGGGAUGCCGCCAAUAAAAAUGAGAUGUCAAUCAUCCUGCGCUGCUGUGGUGUGUUGGAGCCUGUCCAGCUGUCCUUCAGUCCCUCAAACCGUCACUCAGCGUCCCACCAUCCACUGGCGACAGAAUCUCAAUGAUGUUCUUAAGAAGUCACAUUCCCUUUGAUAAGACGUGAAUUACAGCCGUCCUUAAGUAGGUGUUGAGGAGCGCCGUGCUGACGGUACUUUUAUUAAUCAGCUCCGACAUGUUUCAUUGUUAUUCUUGUCCACUGACAUGUCUCAUUGUUUUGAUUGGACCUCCGCUGCCGGAUUUGCAACAGACGGGUGAAACCGAAAGAGCAUCAAGUGGAAAAAGUCUCUCUGGAUGUCUGUGAUCUCUGGUCAGAAACAUGAAGAGAAGAAGGUCUAAUUGGAGCUAAACCUGCACAUUCGUUGUGUGCUGGAUAGCAAGUAUAAACAAAAAUAGCAUAGGCGAGGAAUACAGUUGUACAAUAUACUGUUUUUACACUCGUGCAUUUAUAUUUGGCAUUUUAAGAAUUUGAUCAAGAAGAUUAAUUGAUUCUGAUGUUCUUUAGACAUCACAGUGAUGUUGUUUUGUUUGAGACUAAAGGUUUAAAUGUUUUAAUGGCAAGACUUGUAGCACUUUAAAACAUUUUUAUAGAGGAAAAACUGAUUUAUAUUCACAUUUUUGAUGCGUAUUGCAUAGAAAUGGUUUGGAAUUUAUAAUUGCUGUUCAUGCGGUUCAAGUGAUUUCAGUCUUCUUUUUAUUUCUCAGUAUAGACGAGAACAAUUUUUAGUGCUAGUGCAACAAAAUGAAGAGAAAAGUAUGUGCAUUAGUGUUGAGUAUCCGUGGCGCUCAGGAGGAGGAGCCUCCCGAUGCCCAGCUGAUGCGAUUGGACAACAUGCUGCUGGCGGAGGGCGUGUCCGGGCCGGAGAAAGGGGGCGGGUCUGCGGCGGCAGCGGCGGCGGCGGCAUCGGCUGGAGUCGGAGCCGAUAACUCGGCCGAACACUCCGAUUACAGAGCCAAACUCACCCAGAUCCGCCAGAUCUACCACACCGAGCUGGAGAAGUACGAACAGGCGUGUAACGAGUUCACGACCCAUGUGAUGAACCUGCUGAGAGAGCAGUCUCGCACGCGGCCCAUCUCGCCCAAAGAGAUCGAGCGCAUGGUCGGCAUCAUCCACCGCAAGUUCAGCUCCAUCCAGAUGCAGCUCAAGCAGAGCACCUGCGAGGCCGUCAUGAUCCUGCGCUCCCGCUUCCUCGACGCCAGGAGGAAAAGACGAAACUUCAACAAACAGGCCACAGAGAUCCUGAAUGAAUAUUUCUACUCCCAUCUCAGUAACCCGUAUCCCAGCGAGGAGGCCAAAGAAGAGCUGGCCAAGAAGUGUUCGAUCACCGUCUCGCAGGUGUCCAACUGGUUCGGAAACAAACGGAUCCGAUAUAAGAAGAACAUCGGAAAAUUCCAGGAAGAAGCCAACAUGUACGCGGCCAAAACUGCUGUGAACGCGGCGAGUGUUGUGGCACAUGGCAGCCAGGCCAACUCCCCGUCCACUCCAAACUCGGCAGGUUCUGCUGGCUCUUUUAACAUGUCAAACUCUGGCGAUUUGUUUAUGAGUGUUCAGUCUCUGAACGGGGACUCGUACCAGGGCUCUCAGGUGGGAGCCAAUGUGCAGUCACAGGUGGAUACCCUUCGCCAUGUUAUCAGCCAGACAGGAGGAUACAGUGACGGCCUCGCAGCAAACCAGAUGUACAGUCCGCAGGGCAUCAAUGCGAACGGUGGCUGGCAGGACCCCACCACCCCGUCCUCGGUCACCUCCCCCACAGAAGGACCCGGAAGCGUUCACUCCGACACCUCCAACUGAUCCUCACACACACGGACUGUCUCCAUCCCCGCACCGCAGCGUACAUCAUCAAACGUCUUCAUGCUACCUCUCAAACAUCCACACGUCACAUCCAGACCAAGACAACAGGACGUUUAGACUAGACACAUAGCUCUAUACUGUAUGUCGACCCUGCCUUCAUUGUCACAACAAACAUCACGUUAUGUUUGAAACAUUUUUGCAAUUUUACCAUAGUGCCAAAGUACUUUUAUACAUCACUUUAGAAACUCGUUUUACAUUAUAAUAGACUUGUGCUUGAAAAAGCAGUUUGCACUGCGCCUGAGCUGAACUAGAUUUCUGUUCGUCUAAUAACCUUUGCUUUGAAUCUCGAAAUAUUUGGUUUACGUGCAUAAGGGAAAAUCAUAAUUUUCCUGCUUUAGUGAGAAAUAAAGGCAAUGCGUUUUAGACAUAGAUAUCAAAAUAUUCAUUUCUAAAGGUUAUUAGCACAACGGUAUCGUUAUUUUGCAUUUGAAAUAAGAUUCACGUGCGUCACACUUUGGUUUAUUCAUGUUAUCUUGAUGAAUUUUUGUCUGAUAUUUAUGUACAGACACAUAAAUCCCUUUAUAUAUCAUCGUCAUCAUCAUCAGCGCACAUCAGAAUGCAAUAAAAGGCAAUCAGAAGUGAACCAAUCCCAAAUGUGAAAUGGCUUUCUUUUCCGGUUUCAUUCCACGUCAGCCUUCUCUCCGGGCGACCUUGAUACCAAAAACCACAGUCGUGUCCGCUCUUCCGUUCACAUCACAUCCUUCAUGCUGUAAAUCGUGUCAAAUCUGGGAUGCGUCCCGGUGCGUUAUACCUGAAACCAAAAAUCCACUCGUGUUUCUUGAGAAGAAAGGAAAAGCUCACGAUGGCACACAAAUGCAGAAAUCGGUUUGGAUAUAUUUUUUGAUGCCCUCCUGUUGUGAAUAGCCGAUUGUCAUUUCUGAUUUCAUAUACGAACGGCCAUAUAUUUGAUUUCUCGCAAGCAUAAUGUGAAUGCGCGCUAGCUUCUAUAUGUAGAUGUGCACCUUUACUCUUCUUUUGCUCUUUUCAUAACAAUGGCAUCCACGUCUAAAACGAUUAGGUCUUUACGGAAGCGCUGCUCCUGACAGUCGCUCAGUUGAUUGAGAAUGAGACAUGUAGAGGUUUUGGAGCUCUAGAUAGUGUGGGUCAUAGUCUUUCUUUGGUUUGCCGUCUCAUCGCCGGAGCAGAUCCCACCUCAGCAGCACCGUAUUCAGAAAAGCCUCAUAUAAUGAUGCUUUUAGUUUUUGCAUAUACAGCGGUUUGUAAAACAUCAAAUGUUUACUUUGUUGCAUGUCUUUUGUUCUUUAAACUCCUGCAGUGUUUUUGAAUGUUUCUUCUUUUUUAUAUCAAGCGCAGAGACAUUCUCUUGUCAAGUUUUAACUUUUAAGAUCUCUGCAUAUGUAUAAAAGGAAUAAAAUGGAACAGCAAACUAUUGUCUUUUUGAUUCCAACUCGUUUUUGUGAAGAAAAACUAACAAGGUGUAGGUUUUUUGGUCUCUUAAUUUGUACUGGUAAUGCAUAUUCCAAAUAAAUAGUUUCUUUUGU
Messenger RNA from Onychostoma macrolepis, 3737 nucleotides. RefSeq names its product pre-B-cell leukemia homeobox 1b (gene pbx1b). Gene Ontology annotation, molecular function: DNA-binding transcription factor activity, RNA polymerase II-specific; RNA polymerase II cis-regulatory region sequence-specific DNA binding. The transcript is spliced from 8 exons. NCBI's taxonomy places the organism in Eukaryota, Metazoa, Chordata, Actinopteri, Cypriniformes, Cyprinidae. The coding region runs from base 1126 to 2175 and encodes 349 amino acids. Gene Ontology annotation, cellular component: nucleus. The record is from RefSeq and is a predicted model, not a curated record. Gene Ontology annotation, biological process: embryonic organ development; eye development; regulation of transcription by RNA polymerase II.